Molecule: messenger RNA, 1534 nt
Organism: Diorhabda carinulata
Lineage: Eukaryota; Metazoa; Arthropoda; Insecta; Coleoptera; Chrysomelidae
Product: cytochrome c
Exons: 3
Coding region: 466-780 (104 amino acids)
Biological process (GO): mitochondrial electron transport, ubiquinol to cytochrome c; mitochondrial electron transport, cytochrome c to oxygen
Cellular component (GO): mitochondrial intermembrane space
Molecular function (GO): electron transfer activity; heme binding
Source: RefSeq, a predicted model, not a curated record
UUGAAGGUUUGAACCAGUUAUGGAAUCUGUGCUGGAUUUGAUUUCCAAAAAUUUCAGUUAUCACUUGAUCUAAAUAUUUUAGAAUUGAAAUAUUUAUAUUCAAUUUACUCAUAUAUGAAUAAUUCAAUGUCAUAGUCAAAGUCAUGAUAUUUAUAAAAAUAAUGGGAAUUGCAUAAGACAGUCCCGCUAAUCGGUUCGAGGAGCAUCGAACUUUUGCUUUCCGCAAUUUCACGUGUUUAACUGUUACGUCACACUUUUUAUCUACAAAUGAUCCAGGGUCAAAUCAGCGUAGAUAGAUAACUUUUACUAAAAGAAAAACUUACUGCAUCACGAGGAUAUGACGUAAAAGGCACGUAACGAUCAGCAAAUUUUUUUGAUAUAUGAUGGAAAAAUAAUUUUAAACGUAAAUUGAAGGUCGCCCAUUUUAAACAACAGUUUAUAGAUUAAAUUAAUUUAAUAUAUAAAAUGGGAGACGUAGAAAAAGGCAAAAAAGUUUUCAAACAACGUUGCGAACAGUGCCAUACGCUAGAAGCUGGUGGUAAACACAAAACAGGGCCUAAUCUACACGGAUUAAUCGGAAGAAAAACUGGACAAGCACCUGGUUUUGCAUACACAGAUGCAAAUAAAUCAAAAGGUAUAACAUGGAACGACGAUACCUUGUUCAUAUACCUAGAAAAUCCAAAGAAAUAUAUCCCUGGUACGAAAAUGGUGUUUGCUGGUUUAAAGAAAGAAGGUGAACGGAAAGACCUCAUCGCCUACCUCAAAGUAGCAACUAAAUAAAAUAAUUAUUCCGACAUAUCAUAAGUAUAAGAGUGAAAGUUUGGUUUUGCAUGAAUUAAACAGCAUCAUUUACAAAAAGCUCUUCAACAUUCUUCAUAGUAAAAUACAAAUAGAUUGACUAUAUAUUGUUACAAUUAUGAUGAAUGUUGUUAAAAAAGUUUUAAUAAUUUAUUUGCCAAAUUUUGAAAUUCCCUUAGAAUUAUUUGUAGAUGUUCUACUUGUGAAAGUUCUAUAUAACUAUAUAUUCUGAAAUAAUAUGAGUAUGUUCUCGAAUUUUUGCAAAUCCUGAAUAAUUUUUUGACAAAAAUGUUGUUUACUUACAACCUUACAACUCUCUUUAUUUUCUAUUUAAUUCAUACAAAGACAAGAAAAAUGUUUCUGAUGAUAGUGUUCCAUUCGUCUAGUACCACUUUUAUUGUACCUAUGUCAAUGUGAGUCAAAUGGCAUAGUAUUUUAACUAAUUAGACAAUUUUUUAAAUUAUUUUAAUAUAAGUUCGGAUCUACCAGGAGUUGUGUAAAUAUGGUCAUAUGCUUAGAAAGUUGCGUUGCGUAUUAAAAAAAAAUUGUUUUUUGCUCAAUGUUUUGUUUAAAGAACUGAUAAACUAGAAAACAUUUGAUUUGAUUUGAUUUGAAUGCAAUUUGAAAAGUAGUUAAGAUAGUAGCUAUAAAAGCGCUUGGUUAUAAGCAUACCGAAAAUGUUGUAAAUAUAGGACAUCGUUAUUUUCGUUGUUAUAUUAAAUUAUUUAUUGAACAA